Molecule: messenger RNA, 1560 nt
Organism: Betta splendens (Siamese fighting fish)
Lineage: Eukaryota; Metazoa; Chordata; Actinopteri; Anabantiformes; Osphronemidae
Source: the annotation of a RefSeq genome assembly
GUGGCAAUCACUCGUUGAUUUUUUUCGACUAAUCAUAAAGAUAUCGGCACCCUUUAUUUAAUUUUUGGUGCAUGAGCCGGAAUAGUUGGCACUGCUCUAAGUUUGCUUAUUCGGGCAGAACUAAGCCAGCCAGGAUCUCUUCUAGGGAAUGAUCAGAUUUAUAAUGUAAUUGUUACGGCACACGCUUUUGUAAUAAUUUUUUUUAUGGUAAUGCCUAUAAUAAUUGGAGGUUUUGGGAAUUGACUUAUUCCCCUGAUGAUUGGAGCCCCGGACAUAGCCUUUCCCCGUAUAAAUAAUAUAAGUUUUUGACUUCUCCCUCCUUCCUUCUUGCUUUUACUUACAUCUGCCGGUGUAGAGGCUGGGGCAGGUACCGGGUGAACUGUGUAUCCCCCCCUAUCUGGUAACUUGGCACACACAGGUGCAUCGGUGGAUUUAACAAUUUUUUCACUACACUUAGCAGGUGUAUCAUCUAUUUUAGGUGCUAUUAACUAUAUCAAUACAAUUUUUAAUAUAAAACCCCUGCAGAUAACCCAAUAUCAAAUACCUUUGUGUGUAUGAUCCGUUUUAAUUACUGCUUUCCUCCUCCUUUUAUCUCUCCCUGUCUUAGCCGCAGGAAUUACAAUACUCCUAACAGAUCGAAACCUAAACACAACUUUCUUUGAUCCAGCAGGCGGAGGAGAUCCAAUUCUAUAUCAACACUUAUUUUGAUUCUUUGGUCACCCAGAAGUAUAUAUUUUAAUUCUCCCAGGAUCUGGUAUAGUCUCACACGUUGUAACAUAUUAUUCUGGUAAAAAAGAACCUUUCGGUUAUAUGGGAAUAGUAUGGGCAAUGAUAUCAAUUGGUUUUUUGGGUUUUAUUGUUUGAGCCCAUCACAUAUUUACAGUAGGACUAGAUGUAGAUACCCGAGCAUACUUUACUUCUGCAACAAUAGUUAUUGCCAUUCCUACCGGAAUAAAAGUCUUUAGCUGACUCGCCACUAUCCACGGAGGCGCCUUAAAAUGAGAAGCCCCCUUUUUAUGAGCUUUGGGAUUCAUCUUUUUAUUUACGGUUGGGGGCUUAACAGGUAUUAUUUUAGCCAACUCCUCUCUAGAUAUUGUACUUCAUGAUACUUACUAUGUGGUAGCCCAUUUCCACUAUGUGUUAUCUAUAGGUGCUGUAUUCGCUAUUAUGGCCGGCUUCCUCCACUGAUUCCCAUUAUUUACUGGCUAUACGUUACAUGAAACAUGGGCAAAAGCUCACUUUACUGUAAUAUUCCUCGGUGUAAACUUAACCUUCUUUCCCCAACACUUCCUAGGACUCGCUGGUAUGCCCCGUCGAUACUCUGAUUACCCGGACGCCUACACCCUUUGAAAUACAAUAUCCUCUAUUGGCUCCCUUGUAUCAUUUACAGCAGUAUUAAUACUUUUAUAUAUAAUCUGAGAAGCCUUUGUUUCCAAGCGAGAAGUAUUAGCCGUAACUAUAGCAUCAACCAAUGUAGAAUGACUCCACGGCUGCCCCCCACCCUACCAUACAUUCGAAGAACCUGCUUUUGUACAAGUACAAAACCGAGCUCGAGAAAGG